CUCCAUGCUGCUCUCGGCCAGUGGCUCCAUCGCCUUCAAGACCUGCAGCCGCUCUGAGGACGUGGCUUCCUUCACUUCUCCAGAGAUGGUGCUGGCUCGAACAUCCUCCAGCAGGCAGGACGUGGAGAAGCACAUUUACCAACAGAUUAGCAGGGGUGAGAAGCUGUUGUAUUUAAUGGCUCCCAAGAUCAUCUCACCAGCAAUUGGAGCACCUGGGUUCGUCACCAAAGACGAUAUGGUUCCAGACCAAAGGUGAAAGUGACUAGCUGACAGAUUGCAGGUGAUUACACAAAAUGACCAAUAAUGCACCUCUCUCAAUGUCAACUCAAAGUUAACUGGACAGAAUGUCUUUGAAUGCAUUGUAGAAGAAUAUUUACCAGUCAGCAAUCUCUCUCCAAGAGGUACACUACUCACAAGUAGCCUCUGAAAGCCUUAAUAUGAGGGAGCGGAGGAAGCAUUUCACGCCCUUUCGUGGCAAAACCCAGUAUAAAAACCUCAUGAUUCACUUCUAAAGGACUGUUCUCUUAACUUGUUUCAUACGUUAAAAUUCAGAUAUAUGUAAACAAGCUUUGUUCUGAUUAAUUGUCCUGAAAUGUGCAUCAUUUAAAAAGCAGUCCAUGCUAAAACACUCCUUAAAAGUUGGUCUGAAUGGAUGAAUGGAGCUAAACUGCUGUAGACUGAAUAGGUGGGAGUCUAAAGAGAGAUUCAAAGAGAUUCAAAGAGUUUAUUGUCAUGUGCACAGUAAGAAACAAGUUUCCUCGUACAAUGAAAUUCUUUCUUUGCCCCUCGCCAAGUAUGCCGCAUAAAGAUAAAAAUAGAAAAAAUACAAUAAAAAAAGAAUAAACUAACAAAAUAUAAAUAUUAAAUUGGUGUUAAAUUUACAUCCAUGAUGGAAAUAUAUACAUGAAAACAGUAAUGGGGUAUGGUUAUUAUUUACAAGUAAGUACAUGUUAUCUACAGCAGUGGAAUAUGAAAAAAGUGCAAAAGGUUCAGUAGUGCAAUUAUAAAAUUAAAGUGAGCAUGUGCCUCUGAGAAAUGUCCUUGACAUGUAAACGUGUAGAGAGUAAUGUGAAUGGUUAUUUCUGAGGUAGGUUCAAGAGUCUGGUAGCAGUGGGGAAGAAAGAGUUCUUUAGCCUGGUGGUUUUGCAUUUCACACUUCUGUACCUCCGGCCUGAAGGCAGAAGAGUGAACAGUCCUUGCUGGGGGUGGGUAGAGUCUUUGAGGAUGGAGGCAGCUCUCCUGAGGACUCUCUGGUGGUAGAUGCUCUGCAGAGAGGGCAGUGGAGUUCUGAUGAUCUUCUCCGCAGUUUUUACCACUCUCUGCAGGCGUGUACGGUCCGUCACAGUAGUGUUGCCGUACCACACGGUGAUACUGUUGGUCAAGAGGCUCUCAAUGACACAGCUGUAGAAGUUGCAGAGUAUCUUGGGAGACAUCCCGAACUUACUCAGCCUCCUUAGGAAGUAGGAAGUUUUAACCAGCUGUGUGGUGUUCAAUGUCCAAGUGAAGUCCUCACUGAUGUGGAUGCCCAGGUAUUUAAAACUGUUCACCCUCUCCACUUCAAGCUCCCGGAUGAACAGUGGCUGAUGAGGUCUCCUCCCCCUCCUCAUGUCCACUAUCAGCUCCUUCGUCUAAACUGCUGUAGGCUGAGUGGGUGGAGCUAAACUGCUGUAGGCUGAAUGGGUGGGGCUAAAGUGCUGUAGGCUGAAUGAGUGGCACUCUAAACUGCUGUAGUCUGAAUGGGUGGGAGUCUAAACUGCUGUAGUCUGAAUGGGUGGGAGUCUAAACUGCUGUAGUCUGAAUGGGUGGGAGUCUAAACUGCUGUUGUCUGAAUGGGUGGGAUUCUAAACUGCUUUAGUCUGAAUGGGUGGGACUCUAAACUGCUGUAGGCUGAAUGAGUGGCACUCUAAACUGCUGUAGGCUGAAUGAGUGGGAGUAUAAACUGCUGUAGGCUGAAUGAGUGGGAGUCUAAACUGCUGUAGGCUGAAUGGGUGGGACUCUAAACUGCUGUAGGCUGAAUGAGUGGCACUCUAAACUGCUGUAGGCUGAAUGAGUGGGAGUAUAAACUGCUGUAGGCUGAAUGAGUGGGAGUAUAAACUGCUGUAGACUGAAUGGGUGGGACUCUAAACUGCUGUAGUCUGAAUGAGUGGGAGUCUAAACUGCUGUAGGCUGAAUGGGUGGGAGUCUAAACUGCUGUAGUCUGAAUGAGUGGGAGUCUAAACUGCUGUAGGCUGAAUGGGUGAGAGUCUAAACUGCUGUAGGCUGAAUGAGUGGGAGUCUAAACUGCUGUAGGCUGAAUGAGUGGGAGUCUAAACUGCUGUAGGCUGAAUAGGUGGGAGUCUAAACUGCUGUAGGCUGAAUGGGUGGAGUCUAAACUGCUGUAGGCUGAGUGGCUGGGGCUAAACUGCUGUAGGUUGAAUGGACAAGAUGAAACUUCUAAAGAGAACUGAUGCUUUUGUUCUUUGCUGGUUCUAGAUGGUGGUUUUCUCACUGGGGAUGACACUUUACUGGACUGCAGAUUAUCAGCUACCUCAAAAUCAGCCUGUUCAGCUCAGCAACCACCUGAACAGUCUUCUGCUGAAGAUGUGUGAAGAGGCGGCUCUCAGACGGCUGGAUCUCCUGGCUGUGCUGGAGGAGAGCGAGCAGCACCACAAGAACGCUCUCCUCCCUCCCCCAGACACAGUCAUCAGACAGCUGGUCCAGGACGUCCUGCAAGACCCUGCUGAGAAUGCUUUGGGUAACACAAUUCAUUUAACAGACCGAAGUCAGCUGGUUAGAGACAGACUCAGAGGAAGCUCCAGUCAGAAUUCUGCUUGGGCUCCAAAAGGGAACGGCUUACCCUUACUCGCUUUCCCAGCUGAGACUAAUAGAAGCAAUCAGGGCUCCAAUCCCAGCAGCAUCAGCAGCAGCACGUGGCAGAUCCGCAGUCCAAACCUCAGCCGACGCCAGCAGAUUAACUCCAAACCUGACCAGUCCUUUGAUUCCUCGUUCAGCCUCAGUGAGAAGAAGCUGAAGGACUUGGGCCCAGAGUUUGUAAGAAUGUUGGAUGAGCCUCUGGUUAUCCUGGAGCUGCCCAAUUCCAUUGUGUCAAAGAAAGGGAAGUCAUGCUCCACUCAAAGAGACCUGAGAGUGGUAAUGCCGAACGGACAGGUGAUCCUGGUGAAGUGUGAUGUGAAAUCCAGAGGAGGAGAUGUGUUUGACAUGAUCAUUGCCCACUCUAACCUGGUGGAGCACUUCUACUUCGGCCUGGCCUACAGUGAUGAUAACGAGUUCUUCUUUCUCGACAAUGAAACCAAAAUCUCCAAAGUUGCUCCGGACAGCUGGAAAAAAGAACUCACCUCCUCCUUUAUCCUUCAUUUCCGAAUCAAGUUUUUCGUCAGUGACAUCACUCUCCUUCUACACAAGUUGACCCGGCAUCAGUACUACCUGCAGCUGAGGAGGGACAUCCUGGAGGACCGGCUGCCCUGUGAUGAGGAGACCGGGCUGAUGCUCGCUGCCCUGGCCCUUCAGGCUGAGUUUGGGGACAGCAUGCCUGAGGUGUACGGGAAGAACUACUAUCGUCCUGAGCACUACGUCUCCAGGAGCGUACUGGAGAAGAUGGCCUUGCCUUGCCUGAAAGAAGAUCUCUUGCGGCUGCAUGCCAAUAAUGCCAGCAUGAUCGCCGAAGAGUCAGAACUGGAGUUCCUCAAGGCCAUUCAACAGCUUCCAGAGUAUGGGGUGCUAUUUCACCACGUGGCCUGCGAGAAGAAGCCCCUCAUUGCAGAGCAGGUCCUGGGGAUCUGUGCCAAAGGCGUCAUCGUUUACGAAGUAAAAAACAACUCCCGGUUUGCCAGCCUGAGAUUCCACUGGAGAGAGACUAUCAACAUCUCAGCAGCCAGACGUAAGUUUGUGAUUGAAAGCAGCAUCAGUAAGAAGAAGCACACCUUCGUAAUGGAGAAGUCCAAAAUCGCCCGCUAUCUCUGCAGCCUGUGCACGGCUCAGCACAAGUUCCACAAGGAGAUGAGCUCUCGCCAGCUCAGCCACAGCCUUGCCUCAGAGCAGAGUAUUGUGCAGUAUGCGUCUGUCUGCCAGGCCCAGAACAACAUCUCCUGCUUAAAUGGCAUGCUGAACAACAGUGGGCUCAAUGCUGCCCGCCAGAACCCCAUGAGCAAGCUGUGUGAUGACAUUGCCAACCGCAUAGAAACCCGGAUCAAACAGCAGAGAGACUUACUGGAGCAGUCUGGUGCCACAAGCCCAGUUUUGCAGAGGUUUGCUGCUGGACCUCAGAAACGAAGUUCUGAUGUUCCUUCCGUGUCAUCUGCCUUAAGAGACACUCCAACCAGUGUCAGGCCACCUGAGAGGGAAAUCAUCUGUGUGAGUUUGAAGAAGGAUCCUAAACUAGGCCUUGGUAUCGUAAUUAUUGGAGAAGACAGUACCGGCCAUCUGGACCUAGGAAUCUUUAUUGCCUCUGUUGUGCCAGGAGGACCAGCGGACAGAGACGGACGCAUCAGACCAGGUGGCCGCUUGAUCUCUCUGAAUCAGACCAGUCUGGAGGGCGUGACCUUCAGCGAAGCGGCAGAAAUCAUGCAGAACAGCCCCACCCAGGUGGAGCUCAUCAUCUCCCAGUCCAAAGCAGUGAGGAAGCCCACGAGUGGCCUAACAGAGAGGAGCUACGAGUCUCAGACCACACUGCGGGCGGACAGCCGGGCAGAUGAUGGGCUGGACGAGCUGGUGACGAUCAUGAUGACACCGAAGAUUGGGAGCAGACUGCAUGUGCCUGACGUGCGCAUCCUCAAUGCUCAGGAUGAUUACUCCAGAUCAGCAUCUCUGACGAGUCUGAGAGCAGAGGAGUUCAGUGUGCAGCUGAGAAAGGUUUCCGGCGGUCUGGGAAUCAGCAUAGCGGGAGCACUGAAUGCAGGGCUGCAGUCUGAAGGAAUUUAUGUGAAGAGUCUGGUUCCUGGAGGAGCAGCAGAUCAAGAUGGACGCAUACAGUCAGGGGACAGGCUUUUGGAGGUCGAUGGAAACAGACUGCAGGGCUGCUCAGAUCAGCAAGCUGCUGAGUGCCUCGCCAACACAGGGGAGGUUGUGAAUUUGGUGCUGGAACGGGAUGGCACUCCUAUAACGAGAAGAAGCACACCGAGUCCUGAACCCCGGCAUAAACUCACUGUUCUGACCCCUGGUGUUGUAUCACCACAGUUCAGGAACAACAGCUGCCCUGCUAUUACCAUGACCACGCCCUUUGCCAUAAGGCCCAACGAUUACAGCUUUGUGACUGAAGACAACACCCUGGAGGUGACACUGCAGAAAAGACUGAACGGCCUCGGCUUCAGCUUCCUAAUCUCUGAGCUGGACACGUCUCUGGACUGCGGCACUGUGGUGCGGGUGAGGACGCUGUUUCCAGGCCAGGCAGCCGAGGAGAGCGGUCUGAUCCAGGAGGGAGACGUGAUUCUGGCUGUUAAUGGGGAAUCGCUGAAGGGUCUGUCCUAUCAGCGUGUGCUGCAUCUGCUGAAGGGCUCGACUGCAGAGGUCAAGCUCAUACUCUGUCGGCCUGCUGCAGGAACACUGCCCCCCAUAUCUGAGAAAAUAGGCCAACUGACCUGCAGCUGAGAACCAAAACAUCUGGUCAAAUGGCCAAUAAAAUGAGGUCUCCAGACCAUCACCACUAUGAGUGAUGGUUCCAGUGGAGCCCAGGAGCACAAUGUGACUGUGUGGGUCCUCCAAAGAAAAGCAAGGCAUCCAGCUCAUUGGAAAGUGGCGCUAGAAGAGAUAACUGCCCGUUGAGAGGACCCUCUUGUGGAAUGAGACACUGUUUAAAA
Astyanax mexicanus (Mexican tetra) is the source of this 5792-nucleotide messenger RNA. It is a transcript of the gene frmpd2, whose product is annotated as FERM and PDZ domain containing 2. Lineage: Eukaryota; Metazoa; Chordata; Actinopteri; Characiformes; Acestrorhamphidae. Bases 2473 to 5583 code for a protein of 1036 amino acids. The record is from RefSeq and is a predicted model, not a curated record. Gene Ontology annotation, cellular component: cytoskeleton. The transcript has 27 exons. Gene Ontology annotation, molecular function: protein binding.